AUGUUCAUCUCGGGGAACACAUCGGCGGCCCUGCUGGACCCCGGGCGGCCUCCACGGUCACAGCGGCCAGACAAGGACACGAGCUUCAGGGCGAUGCGCCGUUCCUCCCUGGACUCCGGCGUCCCCACCAUCCCCGAAGACAGGAAGCUUUAUGUGGUGGAUUCCAUAAACGACCUGCACAGACUCAACUUCUGCCCCUCGGGAUCCCAGCACCUGCUCCCCCUAGAGGAGAAAGCCGCGGAUGCCGGCGCGGGCGCGGGAAGCGGAAGCUCGGGUCUGCUCCUCCUGGGGCUGCUGGUCGUGCUGGUCCUCAGCCUGGCGCUGGUCUCCUUGGUGAUAUUUCUCGUGAUUCAGACUGGAAACAAGAUGGACAACGUGUCGAGAAGACUGGCGGCUGAAGGGAAGGACAUAGACGACCUCAAGAAACUCAACAGCAUGAUCGUGAAGCGACUCAACCAGCUGGAGUCGGAACAGAACUAG
Molecule: messenger RNA, 480 nt
Organism: Miniopterus natalensis
Lineage: Eukaryota; Metazoa; Chordata; Mammalia; Chiroptera; Miniopteridae
Gene: LSMEM1
Product: leucine rich single-pass membrane protein 1
Source: RefSeq, a predicted model, not a curated record